UGCGCUGCCAGUCAUAGGAUAGUCCACCUGCUAAUUAAGUCGCGUUGGCAGGUUUAUUGUUCAAGAACUGAAUGGUGAGACAAUUGAAAUUACCUAGAGGGACAUUUCAUUCAUUAUAAUAAUAAUAAUGAGCACGUGUAUGCUGUCUUUUGUUGCCAUAACAGCAGCGUGCAUCCUCCGGUGCUCUGCAGCGAUGCUCGGUCUCUCUCUCUGCCGAUAACAGCGCCUCUUAGCUGGGCUCAGAUCACUGUAAAAUCACCGCACCGGUCCGGGUGGCUCAUUGCUUCAUGUCGGACUUGCCUUGUAUAGUCAACAACACCCUCCUGCUGCUAAAACAACCACUGCUGUCACACGCAAGCGUGAAAUCUGACGUGAUGCUCUCGCUGCCACCGUCCCAUUCAGCCUCCUGUCUGUCGGGAUCCUCCCUUCAGACAGUCAGUCGUGCGGACGGACGCGCUGGUGUAACAACACAUUGGCACAUUGGGCAUUGUCAGAGGAGCAGUGUGUUUAAACCAGACACAGAUCAAUAAGGAACUUGAUCCGGAUCGAUUUCCUGCGGCAAUGUGAAAAGAUGGCGAGAGUGCUCCACAACUUGCUGCUGUUUCUCAUCAGACUCGCGCUGCAGAUCAGAGUUCUGGGUUAUUGGUCGUUGAUCUACGGUUAUUGCUCGCUCUGCACCAUCGUAGCUCUGCUGAAACUUUGGUGGAACAUCAUCUUGAGGCCGACGACCACCCUCCAGUGGGUGGUCCGUGAGACUCCUCCGGCUUGUCUGAAUGACACGUCCUUGGGAACCCACUGUUAUGUCCGGAUCAAGGAGUCCGGCCUUAGGUUCCACUAUGUCGCUGCUGGAGAGAGAGGAAAGCCACUCAUGCUGUUUUUACACGGCUUCCCUGAGUUCUGGUUCUCCUGGCGCUACCAGCUGCGUGAGUUUAAGAGUGAAUUCCGCGUGGUGGCCAUCGACAUGCGAGGCUACGGGGAGUCCGACAUGCCGCUCUCCAAUGAAAGUUACCGCUUCGACUCCCUGGUUACCGACGUCAAGGACAUCGUGGAGUACUUAGGAUACAACAGAUGCUGCCUUGUCGGCCACGACUGGGGCGGGACCAUAGCGUGGCUGUUCGCUAUUAACUACCCAGAGAUGGUGACCAAACUGAUCGUCCUGAACAGCCCCCAUCCUUCUGUGUUCACAGAUUACGCUCUGCGCCACCCGAGCCAGCUGCUGAAAUCCAGUCAUUUCUUCUUCUUCCAGCUGCCCCGCUUCCCGGAGCUCAUGCUCUCCAUCAAUGAUUUCAAGGCUCUGAAGGCCUUGUUCACCAGCCGCAGCACUGGGAUCGGGAGGAAAGGACGGUGGCUCACUGCAGAGGACCUGGAGGCCUAUCUGUACGCACUGUCACAGCCGGGAGCUCUGACCGGAGCCCUCAACUACUACAGGAAUGUCUUCAGCGACCUCCCUCUGAGCCACAAUCACGUCAAGUCUCCGGUGCUGCUGCUGUGGGGCGAGCGGGAUGCCUUCUUGGAGCAGGAAAUGGCCGAGGCAUGCCGCCUCUACAUCCGGAAUCAUUUCCGUCUCAACAUCAUAUCUGGUGCCAGCCACUGGCUGCAGCAGGACCAGCCUGAUAUCGUGAACACCCUCAUAUGGACCUUCCUGAAGGAGGGAGAGGGACGCAAGAGCUACAGGAACUAAAUCCACAGCGAGGCCUCCUCCAGCCUCUCCCCCCCCCUUCUCCCCUUUCUCGCUUGCCACACCUGGAAGCCUGGAAUAUGCCUGUGACACCAAGCAACAUAGUGAUAAUGCAAUCAUUCUUUAAAUCUUUCACAUUUCAAAUAUUUUUUAAAGAUGUAGAGGGAAAGAAUUAAAGCACACUUCACCGGAGAGGACACUGAGCAGCAGUACGUGGUGUGACACACAUUCAAGAUGUUUUUUGCACAUGACAUCCGCCUUAAAGUUUGUCAGUUACAGCAUUACAAAUGUGCAGCAGAAUCUCCCUGUGACUUGUAUUGUGUGGUGCCUUUUAACUUCGGAGUGUAGAGAUGUCCUGAGAGACUGGGAUGUGGCGUUGUCUGCUAUACUUUAUGUACGUUUCACCGGGUCGCUCCACUCUUCUUCUUCUUUGGGCACAGUCCUUUGGGAGCUAUAACUCUCCCACUCCCUUUAUCAGGUAGUGUUGUCUGAAGGACUUUUCUUUUUUUUUGUAUUUUUUUCCUCAGAGAUGAUCAAGUGUAGAGAAUGUUGUUAUCUUGAUCUUCCUGUUUAGAAAUGUCAGUGUUGGUUGACUAUUGUACUCUUUUGUAUCUAUUCCUACACACUGCAUUUUGAAAAUUCACUGAGCCAGGUCUACACCGUUUGAUUUUAUAAAUAAACUAAGUGUCAAUCUGUUGGACUACA
Molecule: messenger RNA, 2383 nt
Organism: Sebastes umbrosus (honeycomb rockfish)
Lineage: Eukaryota; Metazoa; Chordata; Actinopteri; Perciformes; Sebastidae
Gene: ephx4
Product: epoxide hydrolase 4
Exons: 7
Coding region: 572-1681 (369 amino acids)
Molecular function (GO): hydrolase activity
Source: RefSeq, a predicted model, not a curated record